Molecule: messenger RNA, 1457 nt
Organism: Centropristis striata (black sea bass)
Lineage: Eukaryota; Metazoa; Chordata; Actinopteri; Perciformes; Serranidae
Product: transcriptional regulator ATRX homolog
Exons: 9
Coding region: 13-813 (266 amino acids)
Source: RefSeq, a predicted model, not a curated record
AGCAAGUUGCUAAUGGCAAUCGAGAGUGGGACGGAGGCGUACAAAGGGAAAUCUCUUGACGAGAUUGACUUCUGCUUAGAAGUCCCCUCAUCUUCAGAAGUGGAACCUGGACAGGAGUCAAUUAGCGGAAGUUCUAAGAACGUCUUAAGUGAGAGUUCUUCUGAAUCCACUCAAGAAUCAGAUGAAGAAACAAACCUUGUGACAUCUGAGGUGUCGUCUUCAAGACGACCAGACAGGCGCAAGAGGACUAAGAAAACAGGGUCCUCCAAAGAAAAGAGGCCAAAGAUGGACUCAGAGACACUUCAGGAUUCAGCUGAAGAAACAAACCUUCCGACAUCUGAGGUGUCGUCUUCAAGACGACCAGACAGGCGCAAGAGGACUAAGAAAACAGGGUCCUCCAAAGAAAAGAGGCCAAAGAUGGACUCAGAGACACUUCAGGAUUCAGAUGAAGAAACAAACCUUGUGACAUCUGAGGCGUCGUCUUCAAGACGACCAGACAGGCACAAGAGGACUAAGAAAACAGGGUCCUCCAAAGAAAAGAGGCCAAAGAUGGACUCAGAGACACUUCAGGAUUCAGAUGGUGUGGAGCCAUCUUUCCUCCAGAAAAAAAGUCGUCCCAGGCCUUGGAGUACUAUAGAAGAACAAGCAAUAUGGCGACAGCUUGGACAGUUCAUAACUCUGAAAAGAGUUCCUGGUAAAAAUGCAUGUAUCAAGGCUCUUGAUGCAGAACCGGUACUCUGCAGCCGUGAUUGGAGGGAUGUGAAGAACAAAGCAUACAAUGCCAUCACAGCCCUUAAAAGUAAGCAGAUGUAGCCAAUUGUUUUGUUUUUUUUGUUUUUUCCUGCCUUCAUAUUAAGCUGAAACUGAGAUAGUUACAUUUGUUAGUGUUUAAAACUGAAGAAAUACAGCGUAUCUCAGCUUUUUUGAUUCAAAUGAAAUGAUGUGUGUUAAAAGUAGAAUAUCUGCCUUUAAAAUGUAGUGGAGUGGAAGUAUAAAGUGGCAGUAAAAAGAAACACUCAAGUAAAGUACAAAUUCCUCAAAUUGUACUGAAGUACAUAGCUUGAGUUAAUGUACUUCAACUCAAAUUAGCCUGGGGCCACUGCUGAUAUUGUCAUCUCAUUGGAGGGCCACUUCAGCGUUCCAGUACAACACGAAAGCACAAUAUUUCUGAAAAUGAGGUUCUUUAUUUCAGCUUCAGCAUCGUUCUUAGCUUUAUGGAAAAGAGAUAUCCGUCCUCGCUAUAGUCCAUCUUCCUUGGAACUGUCUGUGUUCAUCAUCCACUUCUCUUUCUGAUUUGGAAGGAGACAUCUUUGUUAUUCACAGCCAAACAACAAAUGAAGCUUUGAACCUGCUCACUUAUCAACAGCUGGUUAUGUACGGGAACCUUUGACCUUUGCCAUUAUUAUGCACCAAACUAAAUGCAUUCUUAAAAAUAGAAUUGUGGUUUUGUUUUGUUU